Messenger RNA from Schistosoma guineensis, 4023 nucleotides. NCBI's taxonomy places the organism in Eukaryota, Metazoa, Platyhelminthes, Trematoda, Strigeidida, Schistosomatidae. The record is from the annotation of a GenBank genome assembly.
GAAACAUACAACAACUCACUUGUAGAAGAUAUCAGACUUCUAACUUGAAACCAGAAUGAGUGAUCUGUUAUUUUCCCAAUGACCUAGAAAACUUUUAAAGCAAAUAUGGCUCCAACUGGAUGACCCAAUUAUAUAGUCGCUUGGGUACACACACUCACUGGCGCCAACUACAACCACUGUUUUACAUGUCUGUUUCGCAACGCUUUUUUCUGUUCGCAAAGAGUUUCAGACCACAGCUAUGUAGUCGGUCACUUAAGACAUCUAGCUCUGUCUUUGGCACUAAAAUGACUGUUAGGGAUGCCCUCAAUUCUGCUAUGCGUGAAGAACUAGAACGGGAUAAAGAUGUUAUUAUUCUAGGCGAGGAAGUUGCUGAAUAUGACGGUGCCUACAAAGUUACGAAAGGUCUUUGGAAGAUGUUUGGAGAUAGUCGUGUCAUGGAUACACCGAUAACAGAGAUGGGGUUUGCUGGAAUUGCUGUUGGAGCAGCUAUGGCUGGCCUGAAGCCUAUAUGUGAAUUCAUGACUUUUAAUUUCGCUAUGCAGGCUAUAGACCAAAUAAUCAAUUCUGCUGCAAAAUCAUCGUACAUGUCCGCUGGACUAGUGUCAGUCCCAAUUGUUUUCAGAGGGCCGAAUGGAUGCUCUGCUGGCGUCGCCGCCCAGCAUAGUCAGGAUUACGGUGCGUGGUACGCUAGUUGCCCUGGUCUUAAAGUUCUGGCUCCCUACAAUUGUGAAGAUUGUCGAGGCCUCCUGAAAUCGGCCAUACGUGAUCCGGAUCCAGUGGUUCAUUUGGAGAGCGAAUUAUUAUAUGGACAGUCAUUUGAUGUUUCAGACGAAGCAUUGUCUUCAGACUUCUUGCUUCCUAUAGGUCAAGCUAAAGUUGAAAGGGAAGGUGAGCCUCUUUCUUUUUCUUUUUCCGUCCUUAUUCUUUGAUUCAGCAUUAGAUUCUCACUGUUGGUGCAUGAGUAUUUACUAAUUGCUAAUAUAUGACUUUAAAAUGUGUUAGUUGUAUAUCUAUUAUACAACUCCAUUACUUUGUAUUUCAACUUUUCUAGUAGUUUUCAUUCGCCCAUUGUUUUUCUUACAACUUUACUUAUGUCCUACAUUUUCGUCUUUAACCACCUUACAAAAACGUAAAAUUUAAUGUGAUGUUGCUUUAUAAACAAACAAAAUAAACCAGGACAAGAAAGAGAAGUGUUUAACCCCACACUUUUCUUAAAGCUACCACAUUUUGAAGUAAAAGAAAUAUUUGGCAUCAAGAGAGGGAAAAAUAUAUAAAUGCAAAUAGGAAAAACAGGAGUGCAAUAUGGAGUAAAUACAUGUAGUGUUAUAUGGUUCCUAAGAUUUAAUGCAGUAUCAAGAAUAAAUUUACGCAUGUCAUUAUCGUCAGUUGUUCAGCACUUCGACUUUGGAUCCCAAUUCAUAACAACUACCAGUAAUCUCAAAACUAAUUUCAUAUUUCAUUCUUGUCACCCUUUGAUUUUUAUAGUUCAAUCUUACUAAUGAUGAUAUUUCGUUUAUUGGUUGCGUAACUUGUGUAACGUAUGUCUUAAGCACCUCAGUGUGCAUAAGUUAACAACUAUAGAUGACUAAUUACCAAGAUCUUUAUGCUCCAUCUCUAUAUUAUUCACUCAGUACUCUACAGUAACUCGCGAUUAAAUACUUCUCGCCAACUCAUAUCUUCAACCAAAGUAAUUCAAAAUUAAAGCGUAAAGCCAUCCUGUACUCAUUUCUCGUAAUAUUUAUAAUACGGUUAUGACGAAAAGCAUAAAUUAUUUUCUGUCCAUCAAUAACAGAUGUGAUCUAAAAAAAAUCUAUUAUUCUUUUCACAAUAAUGUGAAGAGUUUGUUAUUGAAAUACGCUAUUUACAGGCAUUGGAUAUAUUAAGCUGACAAGGAAAGGAUGUGGCUAUUAAAAAUAAUUGAUGCAACCCCGUGAUCAAGCAUAGUUCCAUGGAUAUAGAUUUUAGAAAAACUUUCUGUGAGGGGCUUUCAAUAGUGAUUCGCUACUCUAACCGAAGCAGUUAGUCCUGAGUCCGAACUCAUAUAUGCUGUUUAUAAAGCAAAUACUUCAAUGACAAGUCUAUCGCUUGAUCAUAUAUAAGUUUCGAUUUACUAAUUAUGGCUUUUCACUUAUCUUUUUCUGAUUCUGAUAUGUGAAUUUAUGCAUCCUAUAAUAUAAAAAAACAGUAGUAUUAAGCGGCUAGAUAAUGACUCAGCUAUGGAGCACAUAAUUUUUGAUGUCUUUGUCAGGCUAGAAGGUGUUUCUGUGUAUCGUAGAUGGGAUUUAUUAGGAAGCAAUAUUUAGAGCCGUUAAUCAGUAAUAUCCGUUGUUGGUUAUGAAAUUUUAUUGAUUCCACCUUUAUGGUAGAGGAAAUCUAUUGUUUUCCAACACUUUGCGUAUGGGGGAAAAACUAAACCUGUACAUAAAUAACAUUCAUUAAUAGUAACUACCGUAUACGUCACUUCCUCGCAAAUCUUGGUUGUAUAAAUACUAAUAUCUUUGACACUUAAAAUGAUAUUAUAGAAUUGUAUUGCUUAUGGUGUUUACGUGCAGUAUGUUUCAUUCAUUUGUUUUUUACAUUGUUAGAAUGAGAGGAUUUAGUCGAAGUUGGAUUAUCAGAUACUUUCUUUACUGUCUCUAAUUAAUUAAAUAUGUGCGUGGUCCAAAAGUUGAUCACAGUUAAAAAUAUUUGCAGAAGAAAAGUCCUCCACAUGGCAGUAGGAAGUUUUGGAAAGAAAUAUUCCCAAUAGCCCAGAGACGACAAAGCUUAUGUUGGCUCAGGCUUUUGAGGUUUAGAAUGUUUAGGAAAUCGUAAAUGUAAGGUGACUAUACAUGUAGUAACUUUUGUUCUCCUUAAACUUUAAGGAUAAUUUCUUACUUUGCCGUGUAACUCAAAUACCCAUUUAAGUUUAUUUUGGUGUGUUAGAAUUUUGUUUUGGAAUUAACAUCACUGGUAAAUUUGAUCAAAAUCCUCUAUUUGUGAAGCUGUUCUCUCAUAUCUUAAAAGUUUUCAUAAAUGUCCACGUUUUUGUUUUAAAAUAUGUCCUUUUUAUAAAUGUUUAUAGGAGAAACGUCAUUUGUCUUUCAAAACAAUUGGUUUUGUUAAAAAAUUUCGAUAGUAGCGUGACAAACAGAGUUGAUCUACGAUGCAUAAUAGAUGUUUGUGCAAUAGAUUUCUAACAGUUUUGUCACGCAUUUGUUAAAGUAUUGUAGAUAAGAAUUAUGCAUGGUAAUUUGAAAUGUAAAGAGAGAAAAGCGAAUGUUAUGAAUCGUGUAUUCAACGUUCUACAUACUUACUGGUCGUUUUUUGUAUUUUAAUUUAUAGGGAAAGAUGUCACUCUCGUUAGUUACAGUUUAGGUGUGGGUACUUGCCUUGCCGCUGCUGAAGAAUUAUCAAAACUAGGUAUCAGUGCCGAGGUAAUUAAUUUGCGUUCCUUGCGGCCAAUGGAUGAAGAAACAAUAUUUCAAUCCGUUAAAAAGACACAUUAUUUAGUAACCGUAGAAAAUGGUUGGCCUGUAUGUGGUAUUGGUGCUGAAAUAUGUGCUCGCGUCAUGGAAACGGAUACUUUCAACUAUUUAGAUGCUCCAGUUUUACGAGUGACUGGCGCAGAUAUUCCUAUGCCAUAUGCUCAAAAUCUGGAGCGUGCUUCUUAUCCUGAUACACAUAAUAUUGUAACUACUGUAAAAAUGGUUAAGAAUAUUCAGUGAACAGUUAGCUUUUUAACUAAUUAACUGCCUUUCGUACCGGCAAUGCAAGCUACCUACUAGUUUAUUAUAUAAAAUGCUCUUUCACUAUUGAUGCAUCUCAGUAUACUUGUGAUUUGUAAAAUUUAUUGUGUUCCACUGUUACAACAACUACUAAUACUACUUAUUUAAAUGUCUAGCAAUUUUCCCUCGACUGUUGUUUUGCACAAAAUUAUAUCAGUUAGUCAAUAAAGUAUUUUUUAUUACUUCAUUUAUAUAUUUUUAGUUCAGAAAAAAAUCAAGGGCAUAUAAAGUGAGAACAAAUAAAAAUAUCUUCAGA